Molecule: messenger RNA, 943 nt
Organism: Tigriopus californicus
Lineage: Eukaryota; Metazoa; Arthropoda; Copepoda; Harpacticoida; Harpacticidae
Product: exosome complex component RRP43-like
Exons: 2
Coding region: 44-928 (294 amino acids)
Biological process (GO): nuclear polyadenylation-dependent rRNA catabolic process; nuclear mRNA surveillance; TRAMP-dependent tRNA surveillance pathway
Cellular component (GO): nuclear exosome (RNase complex); cytoplasmic exosome (RNase complex)
Source: RefSeq, a predicted model, not a curated record
UAAUCCCUAUCGAUGGAUUUUUUAUCUUUUAGAUCGAUUCAGGAUGGAUGCUCAAUCAUCAGUGAGUGAAUUCAAGGGCAUUCAACCCUUGGAAUAUUUUCAACAACACAUCGAGAACGGCAUCCGUGUGGAUGGUCGCCGGAGUCUUCACGAUUUCCGACCCGUGACGAUCUCUCAAGGAACCAUUUCCAGUGCCGACGGUUCUGCUGUGAUCAAACAGGGUAACUCCGUCUUUGUGUGCGGGAUCAAGCUCGAACUAGCGCCACCCAACCCCAAUGAGCAGAAUAAAGGUUUUAUCGUGGCCAACGUGGAUUUACCCCCUCUCUGUCAUUCACAGUUCAAACCAGGACCUCCCAGUGAACAAGCUCAAGUGGCUUCGAAAUUUGUGAAGGAGGUGUUGGAGAACUCCGGUAUUGUUAAGCUCGAGGAUCUCAAUAUCAAGGAAGGAAAACUGUCUUGGGUGGUCAAUGUGGACAUUAUGUGCUUAAAUCAUGAUGGCAAUGUCCUAGAUUGUGCCUUGAAGGCGUUAUUGAUGGCCUUCACUGACUUGACCCUCCCCGAGGUCACCCUUCAAGAGGACGAUGAGGCCGUGGUUGAAACGGGUGGAAAAAUCGUGGUCAACAAUGAGAAACGCUCCAAGUUGACACUUCAUUCCAAGCCCAUAGCUUGCUCCAUGGCCAUUUUUGACGAGAAGAUCCUAGUGGAUCCGACCGAACAAGAAGAGGCUCUGGCUGAGAGUCUGGUUACCGUGGUCUUGGACGCGAACUCUGGAGAUCUUGUGCAUUUCUACAAGCCAGGUGGCUCUUCGAUAUCGCGGCAAAAAAUGCAAGAAUGCACGGGUUUGGCCAAAAAACAGUACAAAACCAUUGCCAAAUCCAUCGAUCAAGCUGGGGUGGUGACCAAAAUGGAUUCCAAGCAAUCGAAAUAAAAGAGAACCCUUUGC